Acaulospora morrowiae is the source of this 231-nucleotide messenger RNA. The record is from the annotation of a GenBank genome assembly. NCBI's taxonomy places the organism in Eukaryota, Fungi, Glomeromycota, Glomeromycetes, Diversisporales, Acaulosporaceae.
AUGCUUGGAUACUCCAUCAAAAUCGUCAAAGAGAUCCCGCUUGAUCUGCUCGGACCACCACCACCAUUCAACCGGCUUUCUACCAAUCAAUGGAAUGAAUACGAUAUCUCCGAAAACGAGAGAAGCACGGGAAGAAUUAAUCUGAUGUUUAAAACAAUUGACCAUUUUGUGAAGGUGGAUUACAGAUUGGUAGUAAUAAUGGGAAAAUUAAAAUCAUUAUAUCAAGAUUAG